Molecule: messenger RNA, 1678 nt
Organism: Sarcophilus harrisii (Tasmanian devil)
Lineage: Eukaryota; Metazoa; Chordata; Mammalia; Dasyuromorphia; Dasyuridae
Gene: PRDX3
Product: peroxiredoxin 3
Exons: 7
Coding region: 67-834 (255 amino acids)
Biological process (GO): cellular response to stress; hydrogen peroxide catabolic process; cell redox homeostasis
Cellular component (GO): mitochondrion; cytosol
Molecular function (GO): thioredoxin peroxidase activity
Source: RefSeq, a predicted model, not a curated record
GCCCCGCCCCUGGCCCGCCUCCCCUAGAUUUCCCCGCGAGUCGCAGGCCCUCCCCACGCUUGGAAGAUGGCGGCUUCCUUGGGAAGGUUACUUCGGGCUUCGGUUGCUCGGCAUGUGAACUCUUUCCCCCUGGGAAUUUCAGGAGCCAUUAAACCUGUUGCUACUAGAAGCAUAUUCCCAGCCAACAUAAUGCCCAUGAGUGCUACCCAGUCAAAAUUAGCCUUCAGCACCAGUUCUUCAACUUAUGUGCCUGCUGUCACCCAGCAUGCUCCAUAUUUUAAGGGUACAGCGGUUGUCAAUGGAGAAUUCAAAGAAAUAAGCCUUGAUGACUUUAAAGGCAAAUAUUUGGUGCUUUUCUUCUAUCCUCUUGAUUUCACUUUUGUGUGUCCAACAGAAAUUAUUGCUUUUAGUGACAAAGCUAACGAAUUUCAUGAUGUGAACUGUGAACUAGUUGCUGUUUCAGUGGACUCUCAUUUUAGCCAUCUUGCCUGGAUAAAUACACCAAGAAAGAGUGGUGGUUUAGGCCACAUGAAUAUUGCACUCCUAUCAGAUUUAAACAAACAAAUUUCCCGGGACUAUGGCGUUCUACUUGAAGGACCUGGCCUUGCAUUAAGAGGUCUCUUCAUAAUUGACCCUAAUGGAGUAAUCAAGCAUAUGAGUAUGAAUGAUCUCCCUGUGGGCCGAAGUGUGGAAGAAACUCUUCGUUUGGUGAAGGCAUUCCAGUUUGUGGAAUUGCAUGGAGAGGUGUGUCCAGCAAAUUGGACACCAGAUUCGCCUACGAUCAAGCCAUCUCCGAAAGCUUCCAAAGAGUACUUUGAGAAAGUGAAUAAAUAAAUGAUACCAUGUAUUGAAGAUCUGCGUGACUUUUUAAAUUAUGAAGAAACCCAAGUUGGAAUCUACGAUAACAUGCAGAAAAAAAACUGCAUAUAGAAGUAUAAAUAUAUACAAAAUAUACUUAUAUCUGUGAAUAUCACACCAAAAUGUUCAGUGUUUAUAAAAUUGCCCCCCAAACCAUUUAACUUUAAUAGUUGUUGCAAGUUCAAAGGAUCCUUUAGUACUAAAUCCUUCUUUUCCCAUAGUUCUCCUUUAGAAAUUGAACUACUCUAUAUUUGACAUCUUCAUUGGAAACUAGAAAUUUCAAGUUAAAGAAAUUGUUCAUUGCUUCUCUGCGCACAAAAACAGAUGUGGAAACAUUUAAUCAGCAUUCUUUCAGAUGUUUGAAUUAUAGGUAAACAGGUAUAGCUGCUUUUCCUUAGUAUCCCUUUGCAGAUUUUUUAGAAAAAUUAAAUCAAGGUCUUUUUUCUCCAUAAAACGAAUGUUUUGAAAUCAUAACUUCAGAGGUCUAAUUUGAUUCAUGGCAAAUGAGUAUAACAGAAGUAUAAAUUAUAUUUGCUUUUUUUUUUUUUAAUCCAGCACUUACAGUGGUAAAUUAAAGAAGCUAAUCAUGGUGGGCAGACCAGAGAUUUAAAUUAUGGGGUUCAUUCUACCAUUAUUUGAAGUUUGAGUAAACUUUAUGUCUAUACAUUUCAAAACACUAAUAUGAUUCUAAAAGACCUGUUGAAUCCCAGAGUUGCAUAUAAUGAAGCUUUGGAAAUUAUUGAACAUUUAUUUUUCUAACUGGUGAAUAACUCAGUGCACGUUCUGUAAUCGAAAAUAAAGAAAUUUUAAAGUAUCUUGA